Drosophila willistoni is the source of this 875-nucleotide messenger RNA. Its product is annotated as transforming growth factor beta-1-induced transcript 1 protein. The transcript has 2 exons. NCBI's taxonomy places the organism in Eukaryota, Metazoa, Arthropoda, Insecta, Diptera, Drosophilidae. Bases 204 to 764 code for a protein of 186 amino acids. Gene Ontology annotation, cellular component: nucleus; Z disc. The record is from RefSeq and is a predicted model, not a curated record. Gene Ontology annotation, molecular function: transcription coregulator activity.
GUGCUAGAAUGAGAAUCUUCUUGGUUAGCUUGAUAAACAUCUCUUUGAACGGAAAGAGACAUGAAUACAUAGUUACAACACGCUGCCUGCACUCCUUUUCAUCUCUAUACACACAAACGAAUUAUAAAUUUGAAGCAUGUGACACUUGGGAUUCACAUCAGUCUACCUAGAGACUUUGAAAAGCAUUCAACAUUUGGAAAAUUAUGGCCACGGCAAUUUGCUGUAAGUGCAAUGAAGUAGUGAAACCCCGCGUAGUAAGCGCCUUGGGUAAGACAUAUCAUCCACAUCAUUUCACGUGCAAGGAAUGCGAGCAACCGAUCGGAUUAUUGGCGUAUAGUGUGGUGGAUGACGAACCGGUUUGCAAUACCUGCUACCGGGAGAAGCAUGCAUCCCGAUGUUAUGCCUGCGGAAUGGCAAUACUGCAGCGUGGCAUCAUCGCCGUCGGCCGCAAGUGGCACGAGAAGUGUUUCCGGUGCGUAAGUUGCAGCAAAUCACUGGUGACUUCGACAUUCUUCGAAGUCAACGGAUAUCUGUUCUGCAAGCUCGACUUCCGGGAAUCGUUGUUGUCCCGCUGUGCUGGCUGUGCGGAGCCCAUCGAUAAGAAUGCCGUCGUUGCCUUGAACACCAAAUGGCACUCAAACUGUUUCAAAUGCUGUAUCUGCCAUCGGCAGAUAACAGGAUACAAAUUCAGCAUCAGGAGUGGUCGAGCUGUAUGCAUCCAGUGUGCUAACUAUAGAGAGGGCGAGUCCAAUGGAGAUGCAUAAUUCUAGUUCUGGUCCCGUUCUCAUGGCCACGCACCUGUUGACCGUUCAUUGAAAGCCCGUUGGAAAACGUGACAAAGCCCAAGGCGUAUCCAAAUUCCCAGUAGUUGUCGA